ACAGGCUGGUUUGCCAACCGCCAUUAAAACACAAGAAGAAGAACAGGUAGCGAGGAAAACGACGGCGACUAUUGCUACUUUGAUGACAAACGCCAAUUUAAUCAAAUCCAAAACGAGCAAGCGCAUACAAACAGCCAGUCUUGAGAUUUUACUUUGAUUCUGUGUGGCUGUUUUGUGACUACGGAGCUUUAGCCGGCACGGCAGCGGGUAUCAGUCAACAGCACUAGCAGCCCGAGACGUUAGCCGGCGAGCUAACAGUGACCGACGUAACGUCAGCCAGUGUCGCCGAGCUGGUUAGCAGCUGGUGCUAAAAGGUGUCAAAAUGUCAGAGGAGCUGGAUCUCGGUGAUGACCCGACCAUGAUGAAGAUGGACGAGGACGGAGAGACGAGCGCUGACGAGCCGAUGUUGGGGCCGGGGGACGGAGGCCUGGCCGGAGGAGACACUGAGGGCUCCAAGAUUGAUGCGAGCAAAAACGAGGAGGAUGAAGGGAAGAUGUUUGUCGGAGGCCUGAGCUGGGACACGACUAAGAAGGACUUGAAAGAUUACUUCUCCAAGUUUGGGGAGGUUGUAGACUGCACAUUAAAACUGGACCCCAUGACAGGCCGUUCUAGGGGCUUCGGCUUUGUGCUUUUCAAAGAAGCUGAAAGCGUCGAAAAGGUUGCCUCACAGAAGGAACAUAAACUCAAUGGGAAAGUUAUUGACCCCAAAAAAGCCAAGGCAAUGAAGAGCAAGGAGCCCGUAAAGAAGAUCUUUGUCGGAGGUCUCUCUCCAGACACUCCCGAGGAGAAAAUCAGAGAGUACUUUGGUGCCUUUGGAGAGGUGGAGUCAAUUGAGCUGCCCAUGGAGAACAAAACCAACAAAAGGAGAGGUUUCUGCUUCAUAACAUUCAUGGAAGAGGAACCAGUCAAGAAGAUUAUGGAGAAAAAGUACCAUAACAUAGGACUGAGCAAGUGUGAAAUUAAGGUGGCAAUGUCAAAGGAGCAGUAUCAGCAGCAGCAACACUGGGGAGGCAGAGGAGGAUACUCAUCCAGGCCUCGAGGAAGAGGUGGGCCUAAUCAAAAUUGGAACCAGGGUUAUGGCAACUACUGGAACCAAGGGUAUGGAAAUUAUGGAAAUUAUGGCUACAACAAUCAAGGAUAUGGAGGAUAUGGUGGCUACGAUUACUCUGGUUACAACAACUACUAUGGAUAUGGUGACUACAACAAUCAACCCGGUGGAUAUGGCAAGUCACCGAGACGCGGCGGUCAUCAAAACAGUUACAAGCCGUACUGAUGGGAGAAACCUCCAUGUGAAAAGUAGCGGAGCUUCCUUGCAGGCCAUGAGCUGACUCCCAGAUACUCUCAGGGCCCGCUCAAUGCGGACCGGGUACGAGAAGCAUACGCUCUCGAAUGCUGCCAUUUGGUAUGGUCUUACAACAUCCUGUAUCAGCAUUUCUAAACUAAACAAUAUGGGACACGUCCAGCUUUGUCAUCUUUCUUUUCAUUUUAAUUUGUUUUUUGCAACUGUAUGUAAUGUAAAUAUUUAAAAUACACAUAUGUAAUUGUCAUUUUUUACAGGCCCUUACUCCCCCCACAAGUAAUUAUAUUAAAAAUGUAAAAAUAACUAUUUGCUUUUCAAAGGAUACGUACAGCAUUCUCUGGACUUUCCAGUUCCUUUUGUAAUAUAUGCAUUCCUAAUCUUAUCUGAAAUGCUUGUUUCUUUAUUUAGCACUUGUAGCAGUAAUAGCCAGUAGUCCAUGAGCUAAAACCUGGUUUGUACUUGGAUGCCACUGUGUUGAAAAAGUGCAUUAUCAUUUUUUUGUACAUGUAUUGUUCUGUUUUGUGUUACUGACAGCGAUGGGAAAGACUCCUCUAAACCAUGUUAAUUUUCCUCUAACAAAUUUUCUUCUUAACCUUUUGUAAAACGUGAAGAAUCAAAGUAUCGCUACAUCUCCAGAAAUUUGCAUGUAAUGCUUUCUUUAAUGUGUAUUUUUGACCAAUUGAAGGCUUCUUUCAUUUAGUAUUUUGGCUUUGACCUCUUCAAUUUAUUGCACUUCAGGAUUUCUAGCUUAUGGACUAACUUUUGUUUUUUAUUCUAAAAUGUUAAAACAAUUGUUCUCAGUUUGUUUUGGUUACAUUGGACAAAAUAAACACGGGGGAUUCCUAUGGUUUAUUUGUGUCUUUAGACCUCGUAGAUUGUUGUUCACCCAUGGCUGAUUUUUGUUUAAAUUUCUUGUAUUUUCUAGGCUUCAAAGUGAAGGCUGCGGUCCUCUGACGGAGCACUGGCUGGAGAGACGAUGGCGUCCAGGCAAAGAUCACAAGCUGAUUGUAAGAUAAUAAAGCGAAGAGUACUAUGGUCUACAUUUUCUCUCUAUUUACAUUGCAUUUGUUGUAUCUGCAAAAGGUUUUGGGUUUUGAUGUUAUGCAUUUGAAAAAAAAAAAAAAAACUGCAAAGUUUCAGCAGUUCAGUCAGUUAAGUUACUAUCCCUAAGUGUGUUCUUUCUUUUUUGUAUUAUUUUGUGUCAAAUGUGACUCAGAUGCUGUUUGUAAGUUGCCUCAUUCCCUCUUCUAAUACUUAAAGUCAAAUUUGUGUUGAAUUGGCUGAACCGAUCUCAUCAUCAGUGUAGUAGCAAAAAUACAAAAUGGGUUCUUUCACAUUAACGUUCAUCCUUUAUCAUAGAUAUCACUCAAAUAAUACAUAUGUUGUUACAGAGUUUGACAGUCAUUAUAAACAUAUAUAUAUAUACAGUGGAAUGGACAAAAAAAAAAAAAAGAGUUGUGACAAAAUAAACAUAACAAAAACUGUUAUCUGGA
Messenger RNA from Myripristis murdjan (pinecone soldierfish), 2793 nucleotides. RefSeq names its product heterogeneous nuclear ribonucleoprotein D (gene hnrnpd). Bases 323 to 1273 code for a protein of 316 amino acids. Gene Ontology annotation, cellular component: nucleoplasm; chromatin. Lineage: Eukaryota; Metazoa; Chordata; Actinopteri; Holocentriformes; Holocentridae. The record is from RefSeq and is a predicted model, not a curated record. Gene Ontology annotation, biological process: regulation of gene expression. Gene Ontology annotation, molecular function: RNA binding. The transcript has 8 exons.